ACCACGCAUUCUUCUCCCACACAGGAAAACAGAACUCAACACAGAACCUAUUCUUUCUUUCUUUUCAUGUCACAAGUUUUUCUCACUUUUUCCCUUACCUUUCUCAUCAACUCCCUCAAACCCCAAUUCUAACAUGAAUGGCUUCAGAGAAGAGAACUCCUUUUGCUAUUUCCACCCUAAAGAGUUGGUUGUGGGGGUCUGCUCGCUCUGCCUGACUGAGAGGCUUCUGAUCUUGUCUGCCAAAAAAGGCCGCCACCACCACCGCCACCAUGUUUCCUCCGUCAGAGGUGGCAGAGGCGGCAGUGCAGCAGUGGCCAUAAAAACCCAAAUGGCAUGCACAAGAAGGCACCCAUUCGCCUCCCCAAGAUCUUUGCUUUCAGCUCUUUCCUCAAUCGGCAGUGGAAACCUGACGACGGCGCAGAUCAAGAGGCUUCCACCAGCCAAGAAGGUAAGUACUUUUUCUUGUGGAAAAUGGUGUGAGCACGUGUGGUUUGCAUAUGAUUGCAUGCAUUUGAGCUUUGUCCUAAGAACUCGAUCUGAAUGAGAUAGUAGGCCAUUGGGGGUUUUCUCACUACCGAAAAAGAUUGUAAAAAAUGUGCAUGUCUGAAUUUUCUUGGCAACCAUGAUCACAUAUUCGCACUGCCAAUUGCUUUUGCAGACUCAUUCAUAUCAAUCAAGUUUGAAGACAAUGGAGUAACCUCAUGGGAGAAGAACAAAGUCUCUAAGGUCUCUCUAGAUCAUUGCAACAUGUCCUGGAAUCACAACUUCAGGAAGGAAGCCAAGGAAGCCAAGGAAACCAAGGAGGCAAGGGAUACCAAGAGCGUGAUAGAGUACGGGAAAUCCCACAUCCCGCUUAGGUGGCGGAAGAGGAUUGGUCACUUGACCCAGCUCAUCAGAUGGAAGAGGUCCAACAACGGCAGUGUGUGCCAUGUCAGCAACAAGGUGGAGGGUGUCAAGGUAAGGAAGGGUUGGAUAAGAAGCUUGACAAAGAGGAGAUGAGCCAUGGAAUAAAGGGGGUUUGUACAGUAAGUGACACAAGUCUUCCUCCACCAUGCUCAUCUGUGGGUAGAAGCUCCAAUCCAUAAAGUCAUAUAUUAUUGAGAGGGGGGAGUAGGGGUGGUAUUAGUGUCAAAAACCCUAAAAAGUGCUUUUGUUAUCUGGCUUUCAACUCUUUGGGGCUUCUUUUUUCUUUUGGUUUCUUUCAUUUCGUUAAAGGAGUACAGGCUGUAAAAGGAGGGAUCUAGAAAUAUAUGUGCUUUGGUUUCACAUUGUUAUAAAGAUGAAAUUUAAAUUUGUAAAA
Pyrus x bretschneideri (Chinese white pear) is the source of this 1300-nucleotide messenger RNA. RefSeq lists its product as uncharacterized. The record is from RefSeq and is a predicted model, not a curated record. Bases 134 to 544 code for a protein of 136 amino acids. NCBI's taxonomy places the organism in Eukaryota, Viridiplantae, Streptophyta, Magnoliopsida, Rosales, Rosaceae. The transcript is spliced from 2 exons.